AUGGCGGCGAACACAAACAUUUCCAAGAAGAGGAAGUUCGUCAAUGACGGUGUCUUCCAGGCGGAGCUGAACGAGUUCCUCUCUCGCACUUUGGCAGAGGAUGGGUAUUCUGGUGUUGAGGUCCGUGUGACGCCUAUUCGCACGGAGAUCAUUAUCCGUGCAACAAGGACGCGCGAGGUGUUGGGCGAGAAGGGACGCCGCAUCAGAGAACUUACAUCUCUCGUGCAGAAGCGCUUCGGCUUUCCUCCCGACUCCGUCGAACUCUUCGCGGAGCGCGUCGAGAACAGAGGACUCUGCGCCAUGGCUCAGGCAGAGAGCCUGAGAUACAAACUUCUGAAGGGCCUUGCCGUGCGCAGAGCUUGCUAUGGUGUCUUGAGACACAUCAUGGAGUCUGGAGCCAAGGGUUGCGAGGUCGUCGUGUCUGGAAAGCUGAGAGCUCAGCGUGCAAAGAGCAUGAAGUUUAGAGAUGGAUACAUCAUCUCAACUGGCGAGCCCAGACAGCGUUUCGUGAACCAGGCUAUCAGAUCUGUGCAGCUCCGCCAGGGAGUGCUGGGUGUGAGGGUAAGCAUCAUGUUGCCGUUCGACCCCGAGGGCAAGCAAGGACCAUCAACUCCUCUACCCGACACCAUCAUCGUCACGGAACCUAAGCCCGACAUCUAUGUCGUGAUGGGACCGCCAGACCCUACACAGGCGUUCUGCCCCCCUGCUCUCUAA
Cyclospora cayetanensis is the source of this 714-nucleotide messenger RNA. RefSeq names its product 40S ribosomal protein S3-3. Gene Ontology annotation, biological process: translation. The record is from RefSeq and is a predicted model, not a curated record. Lineage: Eukaryota; Apicomplexa; Conoidasida; Eucoccidiorida; Eimeriidae. Gene Ontology annotation, cellular component: cytosolic small ribosomal subunit; nucleus. Gene Ontology annotation, molecular function: structural constituent of ribosome; RNA binding. Bases 1 to 714 code for a protein of 237 amino acids. The transcript has 4 exons.